Molecule: messenger RNA, 3441 nt
Organism: Moesziomyces antarcticus
Lineage: Eukaryota; Fungi; Basidiomycota; Ustilaginomycetes; Ustilaginales; Ustilaginaceae
Exons: 1
Coding region: 1-3441 (1146 amino acids)
Biological process (GO): DNA-templated transcription; positive regulation of transcription by RNA polymerase II
Molecular function (GO): sequence-specific DNA binding; zinc ion binding; DNA-binding transcription factor activity, RNA polymerase II-specific
Source: RefSeq, a predicted model, not a curated record
AUGGCUGUCGAAGCGCCUGUCUCAGCUGCCCCGCUGCAUUCGGCCGACGGUACCCUCCGCGACUCGCCAAAAGGCUCCGCAAAACGCCGGAGAGUCAGCCCCAUUGGAACAUCGACGCCUGUCCACGACAACUCUGGUAACGCCACACCGACCAGAUCGUCACCCAAUCCGACCGCUGAAUCAGGAAAGAAAGACAAAAAGCUCGACAGGGAGAGGAGCGACUCGAAGGACAGUGCCCGGGUUCGCGAUAAAGAUCGCGAGUCUCGCCUCCCUGCUUGCGAGGCAUGCAGGACCCGCAAAGUCAAAUGCGAUGCACUGCUGCCCGCAUGUACGCCGUGUCAGAAGUCGGGCCGCGAGUGCUUUGGUCGCGACAAAGUACCCAAUGUCUCCCGCGGGUUGGUAUACGAACUGCAGCAGAAGGUCAAGGACCUGGAGAGCAGGCUCGCCCUUGCUUCGUCAGGCGCCGCGACCAACGGCUCGUCUUCCAAGCGCGGCGGCCCAACCUCAGCGGACGACGAUGAUGCGGCCAGCGAUGCAGCCGAGACCAAUAUAGCCUCGUCUUCACGGCUACAGCCGCCCGGACCUCAUCAGCACAAGCGUGGCCGUCAUGGGUAUGGAAGGUUGCACAUGGCUGAUGCAUCGCUGGACUCCGGCGAUGAGUCCUCCUCGACCGAAAGCACCUCAUCCUCAGACACCUCGCCGAAGCCAUCGCCCAACGACUUUGUUCAGCAGACAAGCACCAUCCUCGAGACCUUAUCCUCCGACCUGACCGGAUCAACCCACCUCCCCCGACCGGCUUCGACAACACGGCCCACCACACAGACACUCGACGACGACGAGGCCUCCGCUCUCACUGCCCUAUCUAAGCAUCACAAGGAUCGACGAACACGAUCACCGCAUCGCCUCAAGCGUCGGUCGUCCUCCAAUGCUUCACGGCACCGCGAAGAUGCGAGCUCGUAUCUUUCCGGCUCGCUGCGGCUCCGGGAAGCCUCGACACCAUUGCCGUUCAAGUCGAGGUCCAGGACAGGCCGCUUUGGGACCAUUUCGGCGUACGAGCGGGCCUUCUUCGAUCGACUCAUUGCGAGGUACCUCACCUACAUGAACACAGCCCUUCCGCUCAUCAACGACGUUCGGCUACACCAGAUCGCCACGUCCGUGUACCAGGACGACGAGCGAUCGCGUCUCUCGGCUAUGGCAGCGACGUCGUACGAUACGAUGCCGCCGCCGCCCAUCCCGCCAAUGUCGGCGUCGGAUCGCGUCAUGCUGUCGAAGCACCGGUAUGUGGUGCUUAUGGCGCUCUCCAUUGCGCUAGCCUCGCUCAGCCGCUCGCACAAUUUCAGCCCAGAGCUCAGAAGGCUAGGUCACCAGUACUGGGCCGAGGCGCAGGCGCUCUUCCCGGUCCUCUUCCGCUUCGGCGACAUUGACAAGCUGCGAGCCACGCUGCUUCAGCUUCAGUACGCGCUCCUGGUCCCGUCGGCAGGCAGCGUGUGGGAGCUGUCCGGAGCGGCAAUCCGACUGGUGACGGAAUUGAAUCUGCACGUCGACCGGGACUACGACUCGGCAACGAAUGCGGCCUUUUCGCAGGAAACGAUCGAUCUUCGUCGCCGUCUGUUCUGGACGACAUACUGUCUGGAUCGAAGCUUGGCAGUGGCUCUGGCGAGGCCACCGGGUCUGUCGGACGCGUGGAUCCACGUGCAGUUGCCGAGUUUGUGCUCGGACACUGACCUGCUCCAGCUGGACCGCGAGUCCAAGACGCCAGGCCAGGAGCAACUGCGGGUCGACUGGCAGAAGCAGAUCUUCCGCUCGCACAUCAACCUGCGCCGCGUGCAGUCGGAGAUUCUGUGCCGCCUACACAGCGUCAAUCCACGCGACUACUCGCUCGACAACGAUGGUGUUAGCUUGACGCAGCCUGCUCCAGCUCGGCCUUCGCUUGCGCUGGUAAUGGAGGUCGGCCCUCCGACGCCGAACAUCGAGUGGCAGACGAGAAUGAUGGAGAAGCUUGCGGAGUGGAGGUCCGAGUACGAGAUCAUCCGCAUGCCGGCACCCGCUACGGAGCGCACUGCGCAGGGAGACGGAGUCGCGUCCAAGGCGACGCCGUUCAUCACGCGUGACUGGAUCGACCUAAACCACAAUCUCACCAUUUCGCUGCUAUUCCGACCAUCGCCAAACAAUCCGCGACCCGACUCGAACGGUCUGCAGCAGGCGUUCAUGGCGUCCGGCCGCGCGAUGAAGAUCUACAAGAGCAUGCACAGGGGCUCGACGAUCAACUUCCCGUGGCUCGCGACGCACCAUCUGUUCAUCUCGGGCUUGACGCAUCUGAAUGCGCUCGAGAAGCUCACGCGAACCGGCAUGGCGUGUCCAAGCCCGGUUGUCGAGGUGGUGUUCAACGUGCAGAGCUGCGCGAGCACGCUCGAGGCACUCACGUCGCGCAACGACGGGUACGGUGUCAAGGUCCGCGAUACGUUUGAUGCGGCAGCGUCGGCGGUGCUCAGGUCGGUGCUGGAUCCAGGCACUCGACAGACGGCGGCCACAGGAGCGAUGGAAGGAGCAGUGCAGGAUCUGGAAGGCUUCAUGAGGUCGAGCGUCGACUCGCUGCAGGGCGGGCAGGCAAGGCAGGCGAAUCGAGCCUUCCUGGAAACGGGCGGGCUCAGGAGGGCAUCGCAUCACGAGAUAAUGCAGGCUGCGGCUCAGCAGCACCCGACGUGGCUGUCGGACUCGACGUGGAACUCGAUCAACGCCAUCGACGCAGCGCCCCCGCCUGGAUCGACUAUCUUUGUUGCCGCACCGCCCAGGACUGGCAGAUUUGGCACGCCGGGACACAGCAUGGUGCCGACGCUCAGCGAGCGAACGACGCAGAGCAUGCACGCUUCUGCCGGACCGAGCGUUGGAGCGACAGCAGGCCAGAUGCAGGCCGCAGGUGCGUCACCCAGAGGAUUUGGCGUGCAUCCGUACGCGGCUGGGAUCGCACCCAGUGCAGCUGGAUUCGCAAAGAACGCAAACUCGGACGGCGACCUGCUUCAAAAUGGUAGUGCAGCAGCUGGUGUGCCGUUCGAAACGGGAGCAAGGGACAAGGAACCCGAGACCGAAGUUGGGCAAGAGGAAAGGACAGCAUCGACGUUCGGAUUUCACAACUGGUUGUUGCAGCCGUACGAAGGCGGCGCGGACGGAUUGCAGUUCGGCUACAUCCAGAACAAUGCGUUUGGAGCAACGACGAGCGGAGGAGUGUUUGGCGCAUCCAACUCGCCUUCGAUGUAUGCGGGUGCGGAUCCGUUCCAGUACGCAGAUGCGGGGCAGACUGCGUUUGCAGCACAACAGAAGCCAGCCGCGCAGGCCGAGACAGAUGCCUCGACGCUGCUCGACUUUCUGUCCAUGCUGCCAGCCGCCUCGCCGCGGGGAGCGGGCGCCAAUGGCAGUCCGGCGGGAGCGGCGAGCAAACAGUAG